Molecule: messenger RNA, 1570 nt
Organism: Cyprinodon tularosa
Lineage: Eukaryota; Metazoa; Chordata; Actinopteri; Cyprinodontiformes; Cyprinodontidae
Gene: ccn5
Product: cellular communication network factor 5
Exons: 5
Coding region: 567-1541 (324 amino acids)
Biological process (GO): signal transduction; cell adhesion
Cellular component (GO): extracellular matrix; extracellular region
Molecular function (GO): integrin binding; heparin binding
Source: RefSeq, a predicted model, not a curated record
UAGUAUUGGAUACUCUAGCCCCUCUGAGUUUGCAGAGUCAACUUUGAGUCUAAGUGGCUUCAGAGCUCUUCAGUCCUAACCUUAUUUAUGUCUUUGAAUUACUGGCAGGAUUUUCCAGAUCCUCUGGAUAAGCUGGCCCUUCUAGCCUGGAAGGGAAACAUUCGUCACACUGAGAAAAGGAGACGGAUCUCCUCAUCUGAAAGCUGAGCCCUUCUGGAACCAAGAGUCAGUCUGCUAAGUUGCUCCUCAGGAUUCACAUAGUCUGCCUGUCCGCCCUCCAACAAACCAAGCCUUCUACAGACCAAGCCUCCACAAACGGGAUCUCAGAAACCCUCCCCUACUACCAUAGUGAAUCCAAGAAACCUUGUAUUCAGACCUCCGUUUUCCCACAGUCCUUCAACUCACCACUCUGAUCUCCUCCUAGAGUUUCCGGUUCACCAGACCGCUGGAACCUCCCCAAGCUGAAGACUGUUUUUCCUAUCUGUGUACAGAACUUUACAAUAAAUUGUUAAAUCUUUUUCGGUCUCUGUGAAGUGCUUCUGCAUGCGUUGUGCCAGCUGUGCAGCAUGCCCUGCCUUUGCCCUAAUUCUGCCCCCCGGUGUCCUGCGGGAAUCCCUCUGGUGCUGGAUGGCUGCCGAUGCUGCCAGGUGUGUGCUCGCCAGCGAGGCGAGCCAUGCACAGAGAUGUUACCCUGCGACACACAGAAAGGACUGCAGUGUGACUUCAGCGCCAGCUUCCCUGGAGACCCUGGACAGUGUGUCGGUAGGGAGGAGCUGAGCUGUGAGGUGAACGGCAUCACUUACCUACACGGCCAGUCCUUCCAGCCUUCCUGUGACUCCUACUGCCGCUGCACAGGUGGGGGGGUGAGCUGUGUGCCGACCUGUCCGCUAACCGCUCGUCGUCCCACUCCAGAUUGUCCCAGUCCACAGUUUGUCCGUCUGCCGGGGAGAUGCUGCAGGGAAUGGAUGUGUGAAAACCUGGAAAACACAGUGAUUCAGGACGCCAUAACAGCCAUGCGACCAGGCAGAUCAUGGCCAGUAUUGCCAAGAACAAAUGUUCUCCCAAAGCUGGCCUUGCCAGCCUCCACCUGCGUAGAGCAGACCACCCAAUGGAGCGCCUGCUCCCAGAGCUGCGGGACCGGCGUCUCCACAAGGGUCUCUAACCAGAAUCCCUCCUGCAAGCUGCAAAUGGAGACACGACUGUGUAAAGUGCGACCUUGCCAGGCUGCUGAGUCUGCGAAAGGGAAACCCUCGAGAGGACAGCAGGGUCGGUGCAAGGCCACCUACAGGUCACCGGUCCCCCUCCGCCUCGUCCAUCGGGGCUGCUACAGCCUGCAGGCCUACAGGCUCAGGUACUGCGGACAGUGCACCGACUCUCGCUGCUGCACACCGCACCAAACCUCCACGGCUCGGGUGACCUUCCGCUGCCCUACAGGCAGACUGCUGCAGAGAGCUGUGAUGAUGAUCCACUCAUGUGCGUGUCACAGCAACUGCCCCUACUCGCCCUACACCAACCCCGCUCUCUGGCCUCACAGGCCCUGAUUCUGACGACCGAUCGGAUGGAAAAGAGU